CAUCUGCAUCUGGUCUUUACAUCUACUCUGUGGCUGAAACAUCAUGUCUCAUCACUCCAUCCUUGGGAUCUCUGGACAAAAGCACUUCAGCUCCUGUUCAAUGGCUUCACCUAAACAUGGGAGCUCACACCACACAUUCUCUCACUCCUCCAAAUCUGCAUCUCAUGGUCUCAAGCCACUGCAUUGCUUUAGCAGCAGAAGUGCCCAUAGUAUGGGUUCCAAAGGUCACAAGAUCUCAGUAGGAAGUUUCCAUUCUGGAAAAAGUGGGCAUGGAUCUUGUCAUGGAUCUGGUCAUGGAUCUGGAUAUGGAUCUGGACAUGGUAUUGGAGGACAUGGCUAUGGAUUUGGGGGAUCAGGAAAUUCUGGGGGCAUCACCCAAGUAACUGUGAACCAAGGUCUGCUGGCUCCCCUCAACUUGGAGAUUGAUCCAAGCAUUCAGCGAGUGAGAACUGAGGAGAAGAAUCAAAUUAGGGGUCUGAAUGACAAAUUUGCUACUUUCAUUGACAAGGUGAGAUUUUUGGAACAACAAAACAAGAUGUUGGAGACUAAGUGGGGUUUACUGCAAGAACAGAAAACUGCACGUUGUCAAAUAGAACCUUUGUUUGAAGCUUUCAUCAGUAAUCUCAGGAGACAGCUGGAAAGUCUGAGUUGUGAGAGAGCACGUCUGGAAGCAGAGAGGAACAAUAUGGAACAAACUGUAGAGGAACUAAAGAGAAGAUAUGAAGAAGAAGUGAACAGACGCACAGCAGCAGAGAAUGAGUUUGUUGGACUGAAGAGGGAUGUAGACACAGCUUUUAUGAACAAAGCGGAAUUACAAGGAAAGGCUGAUUCCCUCUCUGAUGAAAUCAAUUUCCUGAGAGCUCUCUAUGAUGCUGAAAUUGCCCAGCUCCAGGCUCAGAUCUCAGACACCUCAGUGGUUGUGUCCAUGGAUAACAGUCGGGAUCUGGACCUGGAUGGAAUCAUCGCUGAGGUCAGAUCUCAAUAUGAGGACAUUGCUAACAGGAGCAGGGCCGAAGCUGAAGCCAUGUACCAGUCACGGUUUGAGGAGCUUCGUACAGCCGCAGGAAGAAAUGGGAAUGAUCUGCAAAGCAGCAAAGAUGAGAUCUGUGAGCUGAACCGAGCAAUUCAGAGACUGAAGGGAGAGAUAGACGGUGUGAAGGCUCAGCGUGCUGCCCUGGAAGGAGCUAUAACAGAAGCUGAAGAACGUGGAGAAUCUGCUGUCAGAGAUGCCAAGAACAAGCUCUCUGAGUUGGAAGGUGCUCUGCAGAAGGCAAAGCAGGACAUGGCACGUCAGCUACGAGAAUACCAGGAGCUGAUGAAUGUGAAACUGGCUCUGGAUAUCGAGAUCGCCACCUACAGGAAGAUGCUGGAAGGAGAGGAGGGCAGAUUGGCUACAGAUGGACAUGUUAAGAUAUCUGUGCUACAUUCCAGCACUGGAGGAAAAUCCAGCUCAGGAGGAACAUCUCAUGGCACAGGAGGCCAUUAUCACAAGGGAGGAUUCAGCUCCAGCAGCUUGAAGAGCAACCACCACACCUCGAGCAAGCACAGCUCUGGUCACGGACAUCACUGCUGAAGUGGAACCAUAGAUUGUAGUGAAGGCAGUGGGUGAACUAAUU
Pelobates fuscus (common spadefoot toad) is the source of this 1616-nucleotide messenger RNA. Its product is annotated as keratin, type II cytoskeletal cochleal-like. Bases 44 to 1573 code for a protein of 509 amino acids. Gene Ontology annotation, biological process: intermediate filament organization; keratinization. Gene Ontology annotation, cellular component: keratin filament. The transcript has 9 exons. Gene Ontology annotation, molecular function: structural constituent of skin epidermis. Lineage: Eukaryota; Metazoa; Chordata; Amphibia; Anura; Pelobatidae. The record is from RefSeq and is a predicted model, not a curated record.